Messenger RNA from Gallus gallus (chicken), 2912 nucleotides. RefSeq names its product synapse differentiation inducing 1 like (gene SYNDIG1L). Gene Ontology annotation, cellular component: intracellular membrane-bounded organelle; membrane. The transcript is spliced from 4 exons. Lineage: Eukaryota; Metazoa; Chordata; Aves; Galliformes; Phasianidae. The record is from RefSeq and is a predicted model, not a curated record. Bases 233 to 958 code for a protein of 241 amino acids.
GCGGUGGUGCCGCCGCAGGCGGGGGCCCCUCUGCCGCACCGCACCGCACCGCACCGCGCCCGCCGCGCUGCCGCACCGCCCGCCACCGCCCGGGGCUCCGCCGUGCCGCUCCCCGCAGCCCUCGCAGCCCCGCCGGGCCCCGGGCAGCCCCGCCGCAGCCAUGCCCGCCGCCGUUCCGCCGCCUCUCCAACUUGGCGGCUGAGCCGAGGAUUCCUCCUACCCUGCCAGCAGCAUGGAGAGUGUGCGCGAGCUCCAGGACCCGCUGUUGGCCAAGGCUAACGGGCACCUCCACAGCAGCUAUUCUUACCACCAGCACCACAACCAAGACUACCCCGGCCACCACUGCCAAGGGAAACUGUACUCCUACAUCUUCCAAAACACUGGCGGAGCCAGGACUCACCAGCUGCUGGAUGCCAGCUCCCUGCAGCUGGCUGUGGAAGCCUUGUACGGCCCCAAUUUCAUCCUCGUGAAAGAUGAGACUGCUCUCAAGGCAAAGGACAGCAAGACAGAGAGCUGUGAGACCACUUUUACGGAAGGUAAAGAGGUUCUGUCUGACAGCCCUGAUGGGCACGAGGCACAAGGGUCCUGCCUGGUAGAGAGUGACAUCCGCAUCCAAACCGUGUCCUACGAGGUGGAGGAGGAGGAGCUCCAGGAGUACGAGAGCGACUCCUCUAGUGACAGCGAAAGCGAGGACCAAUUCCUGAUGCUCCCCCCCCGGGACCACCUGGGCCUGGCCCUGUUCUCCAUGCUGUGCUGCUUCUGGCCCCUGGGGAUUGCUGCCUUCUACUUCUCCCAAGGGACCAGCAAGGCUGUCUCCAAAGGAGAUUUCCACCUGGCCAGUUCAGCUUCCCGCCGAGCUCUCUUCCUUGCCGCGCUCUCCAUAACCAUCGGUACAGGCGUGUACGUCGGGGUGGUGGUGGCACUCAUCGCAUAUCUCUCCAAGGGGGGCCACGUGUAACUGCUGCCUGCACACCAGCGCGGUCCCCAGCCACCCGUCAAGCCUUCCUGUGGAGCACAGGGUGCCAGUCUUGCAAGGGCUGCUGGCAUAGCAGGACCCAAGCUUGGAUGCCCCGUGCCAGCCCUUUCCAUUUUCAGACGCACAGUGGAUUCUUGGAGAUACUCAAAAGCCACCUGGAUGUGGCUAUGUGCAAGCAGCUCUUAGGAGGCCCUGCUUGAGCAGGGCUUGGACCAGUUACCCCCCAGAAGUCCCUUUCCAUCCUCAACUAACCUGCGUCCUCCCUGGCACUGCGGUGUGACACCAUCUGACAGCAGGGAACUGUGUAGUGACCUGACUGCUGGGACCAGGAGGAGCACAGUGGAAGAUGUGUAAAAGCAAUGCUGUGUGCUGCUGCUGGCUGCUGCCACCACUCUGCUCCAGGGCCACCACUUCCUCUCCCAGCUCUGCAGUGGGGACAGCCACCACCGAUGCCCAGGCUUUGCCUAUGAAAGGGACAGGCAGAGAGGAAUGACUGCUCUUUCUUUUGGGUAUCUGAGGCCCUGGUGUGGUUUCAGGACUCCUACGAUGGGGACAACAAUCUGUCGGUGCCAUGAGUGGCACCUGGCCCCUCAGCUGCAGCAAAGGAGGAGCGUGCAGCAUGAACGUGAUGAAAAGGCAUGCUCUGGGGUACUCUCUGCAUCCCUUCCAGAUGGACCUACAGUAGCUAGCCUGCUCCAGAUGAGAACCAAGAAGAAAUGCGGGCUGGUGCUUGCAGACAGUCACCAAAGGUAGUAGCAAAACCCACAAGGUUUUCCAGUGUUCACGAUGAUUGUCCCAAUAACUGUAGUUCAGAGCUCCAGAAGGGCUGGCAUCCCAUGGUGAUCUGGAUAUAUUUGCAGUGGGAAUUGCUACCCACAACAUGACUGCAGGGCAUGGGGGGAAGAUCUCGACUCUCAACACUGAGUUGGGGGUUUGCGCACUAGGAGUGGGGAGCAUAAGACUGGCAUGGCAUGCAGAGCUCAGGUGGGUGCUGGAAGCAAGGAUCCAGAGAGGAGGAGGCCUGGGGGGAGCACAAGAGAUGGGAAGACCCCAGUACACUUCUUCCCACAUCUUGGAGGGGGCAUCUCCAUCUGUCCGAAGGCCUCUGCUGACUAGGAAGUACUGUACAUCCAUGCCUACAACUGACUUCUGCCUAUCUGUAUGUUGUCAGUGACAAACCAAGUGCUUCAGGGGUGGACACAAAGGCAGCGACUGCCCCAAAGGGCUCGGUUCAAAGGCCUUUCCUCACCCCCCACCUCGUGCCCUCUCACCCCUCUGCCGCUGGCUCUGCAAGUGGUGCGGUGUGUUCCUCACAUGUACAUUUCAUCCUAAAGAAGCAUGUUAAUGUCUGCAAUUCCUGUCGUACUCGAGCCAUAAGGGAGAGAAGCACAUCAGAGACCUGUUCAGAAGCAGUUCUGAAAGUUCCCAUUAUGUUUUAUAACGUGGAAGAGCUAAUAAAAGAGCAGGCAAAACAACGCUGUUUGCGCUAAUGCGGGGCUGCAGAAGGAAGAGGUGAGCUCUGCAGGCUGCUGUGGGAGCGCUGAGAUGGCCAAGAGCUGGAGGUGUUCUGCAGCUCCCCACGGAGAUGAGCAUCCAGCUGGUGGCUGGGCAGCGUGGGGGGAGCCGUGCUGCAGCGUGCAUCACAGCCAGCAGCCUGUGCUGCGAUGGGAUGGGCUGUUAGCCACGAGAGGGGGGACAAGAACUGGGUAGAGAGAGGCUGGAGUAUUGCCGUUCAGGCUGCUCUGCCUGGAGGAAAAGCUUCAAAUAGAACGUGCUCGAGGAAGAUCCCCCUGCACACCUCUGGGUCCGGCUCCUGGUCCCUGCAGGAGCAUUGCCAACCCUUCCCAUGUCUCAUUCCUGCCCCUUCUUUAAUUGGAGGCACAGGGGAAAGGACUGGGCUGGAGGGCCGACAGAAUUAAAGUGUUUUCCACUAAUA